Messenger RNA from Lachancea fermentati, 882 nucleotides. The record is from the annotation of a GenBank genome assembly. Lineage: Eukaryota; Fungi; Ascomycota; Saccharomycetes; Saccharomycetales; Saccharomycetaceae.
AUGCCAAGAAUUGGGCCCCGUAUUAUGUCAGAGGCGCAAAAGAUUCAUAGGUAUCUUCCACUUCUUCUGCCGGAAUGUAGAUCAAUUGCUGCGUCUCUGCAGGAACUCAAAUGGAUUAAAAACGAGCUGAAUUCUCCCCGUAAGAUCCACCAGGCGUGCAGAUUGAGAGGUCUACAUUACCCACUUCAGUACAUUCUUGGUUCACAGCCGUUCGGUGAGCUAGAUGUUAUUUGCAAAUCUGGUGUAUUAAUUCCUCGAUGGGAAACCGCAGAGUGGGCUCAAGACUUAGCUGACCGAUUACCAGCGGAGACAAAAAUGACAGUCACUGAUUUGUGCACGGGAACUGGCUGUAUUCCACUACUUUUGAAGUACAAUAGGCCUCAAAUUGACGUAACUGGAAUUGAUAUUUCGUCUAAAGCUUUAAGUUUAUCGCGCCAAAAUUCAAAAGCUCUAAAAUUGGAGUUGCAUCUACAGAAGCAAGAUGUGCUCAAUAAUAAUGAGAAGAUUGGUUCCGGAAUAAUUGAUAUUUUAACAUGCAAUCCUCCUUAUAUCCCACGCCGAGACUUUAUUAAAGAAACUACUUUGUCAGUAAAACUGUACGAGCCGAGACUUGCCCUUUUGGGGGACAUGGAGUUCUACAAGAAUCUGGUCGAAAAAUGGUUAUAUCGGUCGAAUUCUUUCAUUUACGAAGUAGGUGACAUCUCACAAUCUGAAUAUGUCUUGAAAGAAAUUCAACAUCAUACGGUAUUUUCUUCCCUCUGGCAUGUGGGAUUUCGGAAUGAUUCCAAUGGCCACCCAAGGGUAGUUUACGGAUUUAGGAAAGAAGGGACAUCCCACAACAUGAGUACAAUAUUCCAAAAUUAUGGACAGUUAAUGCAUUAA